AUGUCUAUAGCUACUAGCAACGACGAGUACGACGCGAACGAGCUCCUCGACGUAGUACUAGAGAUCUACCUAGUAUUAGAAGCUCUUCUCCGACAUCUAGCGGCUAAGGAGUAG
Fulvia fulva is the source of this 114-nucleotide messenger RNA. RefSeq lists its product as uncharacterized. Bases 1 to 114 code for a protein of 37 amino acids. NCBI's taxonomy places the organism in Eukaryota, Fungi, Ascomycota, Dothideomycetes, Mycosphaerellales, Mycosphaerellaceae. The record is from RefSeq and is a predicted model, not a curated record. The transcript has 3 exons.